Pseudophryne corroboree (corroboree frog) is the source of this 3733-nucleotide messenger RNA. It is a transcript of the gene MAPK10, whose product is annotated as mitogen-activated protein kinase 10. Gene Ontology annotation, biological process: JNK cascade; protein phosphorylation. Gene Ontology annotation, cellular component: nucleus; cytoplasm. The transcript has 15 exons. Gene Ontology annotation, molecular function: JUN kinase activity; ATP binding. Bases 752 to 2089 code for a protein of 445 amino acids. Lineage: Eukaryota; Metazoa; Chordata; Amphibia; Anura; Myobatrachidae. The record is from RefSeq and is a predicted model, not a curated record.
GUGCUCCUUCCAGUUGCCAUAGCGACUCCAUUCCCCAAACCCCAUCGCCUGUCUCCUCUCGCAGCCUCCACAAUGGUACAGCCAGCAUCAUCAUCAUCACCAUCACGCCGCACAGUGCUGCUAGUGCUAGCUCCAGUGACUAACUGAGAGAGGUGAUUCAGCAGCAGCAGCAUCCUGUGUAUGCCCGGCCGCCCGCAGCCCCACCACCUCCCGCUUCUUCUGUGUGUUACUAUAGAGAGAGAGAGAACUGCCAUUACCCUAGCCGUGCACCCCAGCCCCAAUCCGGGGUCCUGCUAUAUCACCUGGCUAUCACUCACUACUCAAUCUCACCCCCCCUCCCCCCCACCCGUCAUUGGCGUCUGGAAUGAGGUGUAAGAGAGCCACAUAGAGGAGCAGCAUCUGGAGGCGCAGCUCUAGCCCAGGAUCCUCACGUUGCAGGCACGGAAUGGUUCAGGGCUGCAUCCACCGAAAAUCAAUUCUUCGUCCCCUUCUGAUAUCUCUGUGAGGCAUCCAGGGAUCAGAUUCAAUACACUAAGAUAUGUGCAAGUGAAAGUAUUUGCUUAGAACUGAAAAAUUCAACCUUCAGUUUAAAGGUCAUCUGCAGGUAUUUAUGAGCCGACAUUUCUUGUACAACUGCAGUGAACCUACCCUGGAUGUGAAAAUUGCCUUUUGUCAGGUGUGUGUUCCAUACAGGUAAAACAAGGGAUUCGGUAAUCAAGUGGAUGUGUCAUAUAUUGCCAAACAUUACAACAUGAGCAAAAGCAAAGUUGACAACCAGUUCUACAGUGUGGAAGUAGGAGACUCGACCUUCACAGUUCUGAAACGCUACCAGAAUCUCAAGCCCAUAGGAUCUGGGGCUCAGGGAAUAGUUUGUGCUGCUUAUGAUGCUGUGCUUGAUAGGAAUGUGGCUAUUAAGAAACUCAGCCGACCAUUUCAAAAUCAAACACAUGCCAAACGGGCAUACAGGGAACUGGUUCUAAUGAAGUGUGUAAAUCAUAAAAAUAUUAUCAGUUUAUUAAAUGUCUUUACAUCACAGAAGUCUCUUGAGGAGUUCCAAGAUGUUUAUCUAGUCAUGGAAUUAAUGGAUGCCAACUUGUGCCAGGUGAUUCAGAUGGAACUAGAUCAUGAGCGAAUGUCUUACCUGCUGUACCAAAUGCUAUGUGGAAUUAAACAUCUUCAUUCAGCUGGAAUCAUACACAGGGAUUUAAAACCAAGUAAUAUUGUUGUGAAAUCAGACUGCACCUUGAAGAUUCUUGACUUUGGAUUGGCAAGGACUGCUGGCACUAGCUUCAUGAUGACCCCAUAUGUAGUAACACGUUAUUACAGAGCACCAGAAGUCAUUCUUGGAAUGGGAUACAAGGAAAAUGUGGAUAUUUGGUCUGUGGGAUGCAUUAUGGGAGAAAUGGUCCGCCACAAGAUCCUCUUUCCAGGAAGGGACUAUAUUGACCAGUGGAACAAAGUUAUAGAGCAGCUGGGAACUCCGUGUCCAGAGUUCAUGAAAAAACUUCAACCAACAGUUCGGAAUUAUGUGGAAAACCGACCUAAAUAUGCCGGACUCACAUUCCCCAAACUUUUCCCAGACUCUCUAUUUCCAGCAGAUUCAGAGCAUAAUAAACUCAAAGCCAGCCAAGCAAGAGACCUUUUAUCAAAGAUGCUCGUCAUUGAUCCAGCAAAGAGAAUAUCAGUAGAUGAGGCUCUACAACACCCCUACAUAAACGUUUGGUAUGAUCCUGCGGAAGUUGAGGCGGAACCUAUGAGGGAGAGAUGGAAUGGACAGCCAGUCAAAACACAGAAUAAUGAAAAGCCUCCACCUCAGAUUUAUGACAAACAGUUGGAUGAAAGGGAACAUACGAUUGAAGAAUGGAAAGAGCUCAUCUAUAAGGAAGUUAUGAACUUUGAAGAAAGAACAAAAAAUGGUGUAGUAAAAGGACAGCCGUCUCCUUCAGGUGCAGCAGUGAACAGCAGUGAGAGCCCCCCUCCGUCCUCAUCUGUCAACGAUAUAUCCUCCAUGUCCACCGACCAAACACUGGCAUCUGACACAGACAGCAGCCUUGAAGCUUCCGCAGGUCCCCUCGGUUGUUGCAGGUGACUAGCCGCCUGCCUGAGAAACCCUACCUUCUUCAGAGGAUGACGUGAUUGGGAAAAAAAAUCAUUAUAGCUAUAUAAUUGCAAGAAAGGAAGUAGAGAGUCAAAUAUUUCCCUUCUAUCCUGCUUUCCUACAGAGUUAUGUCAUGCAGCUAAGCUCAAAUGUAUAUUUAACUUAUAGUUGCUCUGCUUUGGUCUUCUGGUUAUGCUUACUGCAAGAAAAAAAGGGUUAUUUCACACACACACACACACACACACACACACACACACACAAAACUCUGUUUGCAUAUAUUGUAAAAUUAAUGGCUGUGAAACCAGCAAGACCCAAUUUAUCUUUUCUCAUUAUAACAUGACAAAAAUGUGCAGUAGCCCUUCAAGCGUUUGCGUGUCCGUGUGACUGUAUGCGUGACCUGUACGUACUUUUUCAUCAGAAUUGUUUGAAUAUCUGUUUGAAACCCUUCCAUCUUUCCUGAAUGAUGGAUGUAGAUAACCUCACACUUGUACAUCAGAUGUACUGUAUACAUGCAAGCAUAUAUGUAUAUUAAAAGAAGAAGAAAAGAAAAAACUCACAACUGUACAGUAGUUAUUACAUAGAGCAGUAUAUAUAGUAAUAAAGGGCCUGUUUUGUGUUAGCUACAUAAAUUGUUGCUGUAAACUUACGCUAGCAUAUAAGAUGUUAAGUUCAUACAUUUGUCAAAUUGUGGAAAUAAAAUAAAAAAUAAACUUUGUAUCCUAUAACAAGAACGCAUCUUUAGCAGAACCGAGCAUGAUGGCUAAUUAGUCAUAAUUACACGGAUCAUGCAAAAACACAAACUAUCCAAAUAGUUGUUCACAGUUCUAAUAGCUAUUUAUUUUUUUACAUGCACAAUAUUUUUUAUUUCAGACCAGAUGUGCUGAAUUAAACCAGCAGUUGAGCUAAAGUAAACUUGUAUACAACUGUAUAUUUUAGUUUAGGGAUUGUUUCCUUUGUAGAGUACAGGAGUAGUAACAAUUUAGGCUUUGCAGUAACCCACUAGAGAGCAGGUUGUGCCAAUGAGAUCCACACACAAGCAACCGCCUCGUAUGAAUUGCUUAGAAUGCAGCACAGAUAGUAAACUUGUCAUUGGGUUGUAUGGUAUAGUGACAUACUGUAUGGUAAUAUUUUACACAUGUUUUCUUCAUAUUUUGUGAUACAAUAUUAGCCAUCUUUCAAGUUAAGUUUGUAUUGAACCUGCGAUAAUAAGAUCCGGUGAGGAUGGUGUUCUUUGGAUAUUACUGAGAUAACAAAUGUUGAGAGCUGAAAACAUUUUUUUUUGCAUUAUUAUUUAUGUAUUAUGCAUCAGGGAUGAAAUGUACCAUUGCUAUGUUUUAUGUUUUAAUCCUCAGGAGAAUAACACUUUGGAGUCUUAUCCUGUUUAUUGACUUAACAUGUUUUGUUAGAUGUUGGCAUUUUGUAGACUGGCUAUAAACAUCUGCAAAAUAAACUUUAAUCACUGAAAUCUCACUAGAGAAAAUAAGGUUGGACUAGAUUGGUACAAAUGACUGAUUGGAAACUCUUUUGUUUUUCUUUAAAUGUUAUGUGUUAUUAAGAGUUCUCAGACUUUAUGCUUCAUUUUCAUUUCACAUUUACAAAUUGCAAACAAAAAAUUAAAAGGUCAGACUUGUUGAA